GCAGGCACCAGUAUCGUCUCCGCACAAGGACCACGACCGCCCGCGGAGUGCGGGCGGCCGGGUGCCAGCGCGGCGCUCCUCCGCCUUCUGCUCAUCCUUCGGGCGCCCUCGCCCACUUCCAAAGCCCAGCUCCGACUUGGGUUUCGCUGUCUGCCCCCGCCCCCCUGGUACGCGAAGAGGAGAUUUAAAAUAUUGCCCUUUGGGUGCUCACGAUGUUUCUCUGGGUUCGUUCAGUUGCCGGAAAAGAAUGGUAACAUGAAGAGCGUCACCGGAGGAAGGGGAAGAGAUAGAUGGGCAGAGCGCUGACUUCGCGGAGGAUCUCAUUCCGAGGACUACUCGGGGAAGGGACGUCUCGGCGCCUGCACUUCCUGGCUGGACUCCGCUGACAUCUGUAGCCUCCUUUCCUCCAGGUUCCCAGGUCGCAGAGCCACUGCCUGCCCAGGAGUAUUUAGGCAGCGCGUGAGGAUCCAGGAGUUCGUGAGCCUCCAUCCAAAGGGGAGUCCUGCCCUGGAUACCGUGUCCCUGGAUCCCGGUGGAGCCCACUGGCAAGCUGGCUCCUGAGAGAGUUGAACUUGAGUUCAGAUGGCCAACUCCCUCUGAAUCGUGCAGAUUGGUGCUGAGCACGCAACAAAAGUUUGUAGCUUCCCCUCAGUUUCUGGUGCUUCACAGGGGAGAGGAAAGGACAUUGGCAUUAAACACAAGAAGCAGUCAGGGAACCAUCUCCUUUAACUUUUCUCCUCUGUUACCAUUUGCAAUGAAGAGGAAACAGAAGAGAUUUCUGCAAAUGACUUUGUUAUUCAUGGUGGCUUUAAUUUUCCUGCCCAAUAUUGGUCUCUGGUCUCUGUACAAGGAUAAGCACCUGGUGAAAUCUACAGAGCCCAGGGAGCAGCAGACAUUUCCACUGGGCCUGGGAGAUGGGCAAUUCUAUUCAUGGACAGAUGGUUUGAGAAGAAAGGACUGGCAUGACUAUGAAAGCAUUCAGAAAGAGGCUAUGCGCUCAGGGAAAGGUGAACAUGGGAAGCCUUACCCCCUUACUGAAGAGGACCAUGAUGACUCGGCAUACAGGGAAAAUGGUUUCAAUAUUUUUGUCAGCAACAACAUUGCCCUAGAGAGAUCCCUGCCAGAUAUUCGCCAUGCUAACUGUAAGCACAAGAUGUACCUGGAAAGGCUGCCAAACACCAGCGUCAUCAUCCCAUUUCAUAAUGAAGGCUGGACUUCACUCCUGCGGACCAUACACAGUAUAAUUAACCGAACCCCUGAGAGUCUCAUAGCCGAAAUCAUUCUGGUAGAUGACUUCAGUGAUAGAGAACACUUGAAGGAUAAGUUAGAGGAAUACAUGGCUCGGUUUUCCAAAGUGAGAAUUGUUCGUACCAAGAAAAGAGAAGGACUCAUCCGGACCAGACUCCUGGGCGCAUCUAUGGCCAGAGGAGAGGUGCUGACCUUCCUUGACUCCCACUGCGAGGUCAACGUGAACUGGCUGCCCCCACUCCUUAACCAAAUUGCACUCAACCACAAAACCAUCGUGUGUCCCAUGAUCGAUGUCAUUGACCACAAUCACUUUGGGUAUGAGGCACAAGCUGGGGAUGCCAUGCGCGGAGCCUUCGACUGGGAAAUGUACUACAAAAGAAUUCCCAUCCCUCCAGAGCUCCAGAGGGCAGAUCCCAGCGACCCUUUUGAGUCUCCUGUCAUGGCUGGAGGUCUCUUUGCUGUGGAUCGAAAAUGGUUUUGGGAACUGGGUGGCUAUGAUCCUGGUUUAGAAAUCUGGGGAGGAGAACAAUAUGAAAUCUCUUUUAAGGUUUGGAUGUGUGGAGGAGAAAUGUUUGAUGUUCCCUGUUCUAGAGUUGGUCAUAUCUACAGGAAGUAUGUCCCUUACAAAGUUCCAUCUGGGACCAGCCUGGCAAGAAACCUGAAACGGGUGGCUGAGACCUGGAUGGAUGAAUUUGCCGAGUACAUUUACCAGCGGCGGCCCGAGUACAGACACCUCUCUACUGGGGACAUCUCUGCCCAGAAGGAGUUGCGCAAACAGCUCAAGUGCAAGGACUUCAAGUGGUUCAUGGCUGCAGUGGCCUGGGAUGUGCCUAAAUACUACCCUCCUGUGGAGCCCCCACCUGCCGCCUGGGGUGAGAUUCGGAACGUGGCAGCGAAUCUCUGCGUGGACAGUAAGCAUGGAGCCACAGGAACCGAGCUGAGGCUGGACAUCUGUGUCAAGGAUGGUUCUGAAAGGACGUGGUCCCAUGAACAGCUCUUUACCUUUGGGUGGAGAGAAGAUAUUCGACCUGGUGAGCCACUGCAUACCCGAAAGUUCUGCUUUGAUGCAAUCUCAUACAACAGCCCAGUCACUCUCUAUGACUGUCAUGGCAUGAAGGGGAACCAGCUCUGGGGAUAUCGGAAGGACAGAACAUUAUUCCAUUCUGUGAGCAACAGCUGCAUGGAUUGCAACCCUGCGGAGAAGAAGAUUUUCAUGGCCAGAUGUGACCCUCUGUCUGAGACUCAGCAGUGGAUUUUUGAACACGUUAAUAUGACUGUUUUAGAAAAAUUUAGCCACCAUGCCAGCUCCUAGGAAGAAAGAAAGAAUGAUUACCUGCAGAUUGUGAACUAAAUUUUAGCCAGCAUCUGGGUCAAAGGAGUCAGGAAUAACAUUUCCUAGAUCCAGGAAGCCUGGUUUAAAGAUUUGUAAAUGCCAUGUCAAAGUAGGUUGUCCUGAGGAACUUCCUGCAUCUGAAGAACUUGGCUGAGAACCUCACCAGCUGCUUCUGAGAACUUGAGACUAGCAAGCAGUUCCCUUGCUGGCCAAGGGUGAAGAUAUUUAGGGACUUUUCGAAACAACUGCUGAGUUAAUAAAUCCUAGCAUUUCUCAGGUCAAAUCCUGCAGUAGUGAGUAGCUAUGAAUGGAUCCUAUUAAUCGGGUGGGAGGGGGGUGGAAAUGGAGUGCAUGACUGCUCUGACAACCUGAGGCUACCACAGGUUUAGAACUAGCCACGCUUAAGGGAUGAGCGGUACUCUUUGGUGCCAUUCUCUAACUAAGAAUGGGUUAAGCAGGUUUAACCCUUAAAAGUGCUGCAGAUGAUUUUAGAGUGCUCAUACCAUUCUGUUUCCUUUUGUUUUAUUUUUAAACAUGGGUGCAAUAUUUAAUAGGACUUAAAAAUCACAUAAUGAAAUGGACUUCCAGUGUUCCCAUGUUUUCAUUUACACUUGCCAUUUUCCUUGUAGAGCAGAAGUUACUUAUUGUUCAUAAAAGUUCAUGCUCCAUAAAUCAGCUGAAGUUCUACUCAGUGCCCUUGUUAUGAAUCCAGUUAAGAACAACAACAACAACAAAUAAAACUAUGCUACCAAGUUACUCCAAAGAAAGAUUUCACAGAAGCAGCAAACCAUAAAAAAAGAUUAAGGAGAUUUCUCUAGGAAAUCUAUUUUUACUUUUCUAUUAUUUUUAGAAUUUUUAAAGUCUGAUGUUUGUCCGGUCAUACUUUUUAUUAAGGAAGGAAAAUGGAGUGAGGUUGAUGUAAUUUGUUUAGGAGAUUCUUUAACCCAAAUAAAUCUACACUCCACGUGACAUGUAAAAAUGGCUUGGUUUACUUCAAUCCUAUUUAAUCAGUGCUGGGAACUUAGAGUGGUUUUAUUUCGUUAUUUUGGUGGGGAUUUUUUAUUUGUUUGUUUGUUUGCUUUAUAUUGUUGAUAUUAAUGAUGUUGCUGUUUUAUUUGGAAGCCCAUAAAAGGAGUUACCAUUAAUAAAGUGCUUCUGACACCAUUUUCUGUUAAUGGGACAAUAUUUCAGAGGUCAAGCAAGUAUUAAUUCAAAAACUAAAGUGGAAUAUUUAAUUCUUAAAAGAAUGUUUUACUUUUAAAUAAUCAUGGGUUUGGAGUAGAACAUACAGAUAUCAAAAUGGGUCUAUAGAGGUUAGAAUCACAUUUAUGACUCAAUUUUCAAGUUUUGUCAGGUACAAGAAUGUUUUUACAUUGCUUUUGUUAUUUUUCUUUUAACUUGUCUUUUUCUGUUCACACACACACACACACACACACACACACACACACAUAUAUAUAUAUAUAUAUAUUGUCUUAGAUAUGGACCAUUGAAUUUUAGAACUAGGAAGACUCCUGAAAUCCAAUCCCUUUGUUAUUUUUAGAUUAAUAACAAAAGCCCAGAGAGGCCCAACUCCUGGAAGGGCUGACAGGUCUUCUGACCUUUAUUCCUGUGCAUUUGUCUCCUGUGCUGUGCUCUCUCACUCUGGGGCUCAAGGUGAUUCUGAUUAUAUCUCCAAUUUAACUGGAAAUUUUUGGUAACUAGAUUAGAAUCCUAUGCUUCCCUGGGGAUGUCCACAAAAAUAGCCUUCAUCUUCCAAAACCACCUUCUUAUAAAUAUUCAAUGAUUUUGUUCUCUCCUCAAAACCUAAUCAAAAUGUCCACUUAAACUUCUCUGCUAACAGUUGAGGAAGAGUUAUUUCAUUAUCUUCGCUGAAUUUUCAAGCAUUCUUUUGAAGAGCUUCUUUUUAAACCAACUGUCACAGAGAUAUUUUGUAUAGGUCAAGAGAUCUUGAAGCAUUCAAGAUGCAUAGAGGAGAAAAUCAAUAGUGAGAAAUUAACCUGGGUGUUGAAUACUUCUAAAGAGUGAGUGAAGAUUCUUCUCAAGUGUUCAGAGAGCAGUCUGGCUGUAGAAUCUGAGGAGUCUAUAAAAGUUCACAUUAUGUCAUUAAACAGUUGACUGGUAUUUACAGUUGUACCAAAGAGGCAACCUGGGGUUCUGUACACUGGGAAGCCCAGCUGUGCAAUGAUCUCUUAGGAUGCUGUCAUCAUGUCUUUCAUUAACUGGGCACUGACCUUUGAGAAAACCAGAAUAUUGUAUCAUCUUAGUGUGGCACACAGGGAUCAACAAAGAUUGGUCUACUCUCUGAGUAAAAAAAAACGUCAUCUAAGAAAUGAACAACCUGUUUAAAUGAAGGCAAACUUGAGACGUUAAAUUCAAAAUUGGAACUUCAAAUUGUCAAGCAAUCAUUAAAUAUGUACACAUGGGGAACAUACAUAUAGAAUAAAAUAAAACCUAGAGACUCUUUUGCUACACAUAAGCAAAAGGGCACAGUACAGCCAAUAAGCACAUUUAAAGAGGCAUUUCUGAUGCCACUGAAGGCUAAGACUCUACUUGCUUAAGACAUCACUACUACCAUUCUUAAAAGUGUAAAAAUACAUGCUUGCAUUUUUUUUAUUGGCACAAGAGACAGAACAGUCCUCAGAAACACUUUCAUUUCUGCAAAUGACAUGUUUUGAAAAUUGAACAGUAGAGUACACACCUACCCUAUUAUCAGAAUGGGAAGAAAAACAUCCUAAAGUUAAUCUGACCACAGAAACUGCUACUUCUCCAUAAUAAAAUAUACUUUUGCCAGAAGCUAAAAAAUACUUAAUUUUUUAAGUCCUUCUUAUGUAUUUACAGAGAAAAUGCUAUGCUGUAAAACAAUUGUGAACUGUUUGUGGGAUUUAUACUUUUUCCAGGGCUGAAAUAAUAAUUACCAUGGCAAUAAUAAUGUAUUGGCUUCUAUGUCUACUGUUAUUUACUUAGAAAUACUAAUAUGCUCACAAGACUGUUUUUAAAUGUAUUCACCAUAUUAGAAGCCUCAGUGAGUAAUGCAAGUUCCAGGAUUAUUUUGUGAAUUGAUAACAUAGAACUUUCUACAAUAAAUGAAUAACACAUAAUGCAAA
Molecule: messenger RNA, 5685 nt
Organism: Ictidomys tridecemlineatus (thirteen-lined ground squirrel)
Lineage: Eukaryota; Metazoa; Chordata; Mammalia; Rodentia; Sciuridae
Gene: Galntl6
Product: polypeptide N-acetylgalactosaminyltransferase like 6
Biological process (GO): protein O-linked glycosylation
Cellular component (GO): Golgi apparatus
Molecular function (GO): polypeptide N-acetylgalactosaminyltransferase activity
Source: RefSeq, a predicted model, not a curated record